Sparassis crispa is the source of this 681-nucleotide messenger RNA. RefSeq lists its product as hypothetical. Bases 1 to 681 code for a protein of 226 amino acids. The transcript has a single exon. Lineage: Eukaryota; Fungi; Basidiomycota; Agaricomycetes; Polyporales; Sparassidaceae. The record is from RefSeq and is a predicted model, not a curated record.
AUGUCGUCAAAGUGGAAGGCGGAGUCUUGGUUCUUCUAUGCGUCCGGUGGUCCGACACGUGCCGCACUGUCAGCCGUCGUGCUGCUUCUUGCUGAGAGCACGCGAUGUGGAAGUAUUACCGCGGGGAGGAAGCGGCGAGCGUCCGCCGGGGAGCUUCUCAUGUCGAUGGGCUGGGAGAGUCGGUGGGAGGAACGAUGCGCGAGGACGAAAUUCCCUCGUCGUCUUUGCGCGUCCGCUGAACGUUCUCGCCGUGGAGCAACGCUGGCAUGUCCUCUGGCUGAGAUCCCGCGAGUGGAGAGACGUGCCCGGGCUUCGUGCAGUCGCACCGCGGAGGUCGACGCGCGAGAGUCGGUGGUAGGGACGGGCACUGUGCAGAAGCAGGAGAACGCGGAGACACUCACCGAACGCGAGUGGCAGCUGUGCGCCAGCCGUGCACGCAGUCGAUCACGGGCGACGUCCAAGCUGGACGGUGGAUGGCAGUCGAGAGCGCCGGGAUGUCAUCGGAGGCUGGUGGAGCGCACGCCAAGGAUGCUGCGGGGAGAGUCAGUCCGCGGAGGCGGGAGACGUCAGAGGACGAGUCGAGUCAGAGUGACGACAUCCGACUUGGGCGGAGGGAUGGAGACGAGGGACGCCAUCGAGCACAGUGGGUGCAUGCGCGGGAAGCUCGGCCAGGGGCUCUGA